Molecule: messenger RNA, 894 nt
Organism: Didymosphaeria variabile
Lineage: Eukaryota; Fungi; Ascomycota; Dothideomycetes; Pleosporales; Didymosphaeriaceae
Exons: 5
Coding region: 1-894 (297 amino acids)
Source: RefSeq, a predicted model, not a curated record
AUGGAACUUCACCAUGACUUCAAUGACACAAAUGAUCCAGAGGCAUAUCCGCCUACGCCGCAUCCCGUGGGUUUGUGGCUCGAAGAGGAGGAUGAUAUGCAGAUGGCGAAGGACGCAUCUGGCGAGAUGCCUGCUCCCGAGGAUUCCAACGAUGCUUUGCUCCAUGGUGGCACGCAGGAGCCUAUGCACCUCGACCACGUAAAUUUUCUCGGCAAGUCUACUCGGGAGGGCUCGAAAGCCACCCCCAUGAAUGGCAACGUUAACAGGAAGACGCUGCUGCGAGAUGACCUAUUCGAAGGUCAUCCCGACCACGAGCGGCUGCUGGGCCAAGUUGAGGGCAUGAUUGUUGGGCGACAUGUGCUGGUGAAAGGGCAGUACCCAGCUCACAACUACAAGCUCUGCGGUACGGAGAUGUCAUCCGCUCUGCUUGCUGAAGUUGACGGUCAUGCUCUGGAUCCAGCUAGGGGUGCAGGAGCAGAGAAACCGGCCGCAAGCCACAUCGACGGAAAAAUUCCAGACUCAGUGAGCAAGGACUCUGGUCAGCUGGUUGCCUUGGAAAACGCCCAGACGACUUCAGAUGGCGUGCGAGCAGUGGAUGCCAAAGAAGCUGAAUUUGCUGAAGGAUCUCCCUUCGGAUCUCCCUUCGGAUCCAGUCCCUUCUCGGAUGUCCCCUCUGACUUGUCUGAAUGGGAAGUCGAGGAUCAGGUCAAGUCCUCAUAUCGCGCGGAAACCCCGGUAGCGGACCUGGAGCAUGAGGCUGAGAUUGCAAGCCAUGAGAACCGCGAGGAUGACUUAAAGCGCUCCACAAAGACGGAGGCUCGUAGCGGUAGCAUUGAUUCCGCCGUCGAUGUCCCAGCCAAGAGGCGGUCUACGCGGCUCUUCUUGAAGAAUUAA